Molecule: messenger RNA, 3830 nt
Organism: Physcomitrium patens
Lineage: Eukaryota; Viridiplantae; Streptophyta; Bryopsida; Funariales; Funariaceae
Source: RefSeq, a predicted model, not a curated record
GACUGUUACCUUUGGCGCUGGGAGGUUCACCACUGGCACGUCCUUCCGUUGCCAUGACUUGGCGACGCUAGCGUUUGAAUAAGCAACGAACAUGUUUUUUUUUCUUGUCAUGUUUCGUUACCAUCGCUUUUCUCCACCUGGACCUUCUGGGGCCACUCCAUAAAAACCGAUCUAUAUCACAUAGUUUUCCUCCUAGGCGCCUGCUGCGAGUCGACCCAGGACCCCGUGGUUGAUCAGAUCGGACGACUGGGGUUUCAUCUGCAGUUCGGUUGCCGAUUAUUUCCUGGGAUUCAGCGUACAGGAGUCUUGCAGAGUGCAGAGUAUGGCGCUUUACAGUUUUCGAGAGGCCGAAAAUUGGCUGGGAGGGCGGUAGAGAUCUGUGCUUUGUAGUUAUUACAUGUCAGUGGCGGUGCACCUGAUAACAUCAAUUGGGUUCAAGAGAACUGGUGUGGCACACUGCCGCUCGUCGACAGUUGCAGAGUUAACUUGAAGGGGAUCUUCUUUUGAGUACAAGACUGUAUACUGUUUUCCAAGUGGUUCUUCUCUGAUUUCGAAACCAAGGUUGAGUUACCGAGACAUGUAGUUAGAUCCCACGCGUGUUCACAACUAAGGGUUGGAGAUGGCGUCCUUCACUGCCGAGGAUGACUUGUUACAAAUACCGGCCACCUCUCCAUGUCGUCGCGACUAUCAGUUGCGGAGCAGGUGUGAUACAAGUAGGCCUCAAUCUCCAUGGAGACCCAGGUCAACUACAAGCAUUGAAGGAGUGAGUGUUCUUAAUUUGAGUGAAUCAAAUUCUCCAGCAUUUGACGGAUCCAAUUCUGAAAGCGAGUCUCUUCCUGCCGCUCUGCAAGGGUUGGAGAGACCUUAUUGCAGUGAUCCUAUCAUUGGCAGUCCUAGUACGAUAUCAUCAUACGUCGGUGGUCCUCGUGAGUGCAAAGGAAUUGAACUUCUAUCCAGAAAACCUGCGGUAGCAUGCAGUUUUAGAGAAGAAGAGGAAGAGGCAUCUGAAGAAGAGGAAGAAGAUGAGGAGUUAGAUGAAGUAAGGAACGUGCCAUACACAUCAUAUCUUAGUGGGAGAGACGAUUCUAACAUGCCACCCUCGAUGAGUUUGGGCUCAAUAUUAGCAAUGCAGACGUCGAAAAUAAAGACUCGAAACAAUGUCAAUGGGAACUUGGGUGUUAACAACGAGAAAUCUCAAAGUGCAAGACGAUUCAAGAACGGAGCUUUCUAUGAUUCUGACGAGUGCGUGGAUGCUCUCAAUCGGACGAUAGAGAUGCGGAAGGAGGGUUGUGGUUUAAAUGUAGCUACGCAUGCCGGUGCCAGCAAAAACCGGUCGUCAGGGUUCACUGUUAGAGGAGCUUCGACUGAUGGCAAGAACAAAAGUUCAGACUGCGAGUUGCCUAGGGUAACAAACCCUUUUAAGUGGGAGGAUGCCCCAUUUGCAACCAGAAAGAAUUUGAAGAAACCUCACUUGCGCACAUCCUCGUCGAGUUCGACACGGUCACGAGUGAAUGUGCCCAAGGUUGAAUCCAUGCAGAAUAACAGCCCUGAUAGGUUCUGCGGCUGGUCUGAGAAUAAGACUGGAAAGGUAGAGAGCGAUCGAAGCGUCAAAGUGGCGGAGAUUUCCAACAUCAAUCUUGUGCCUCAAGCAGCUGCGAAACGUGUGGAAUCACUACCAGUCGCGUCAGCGAAGGCUGCUCGGGAGGAAGUAGCGUGCUCCGCCGUGCCGUUCAAGUGGGAGGAAGCGCCUGGGAAACCGAGACUAGAGCAGAAGGAUAAUACUGAGGCGAUUCCUGCGUUACAAUUGCCCCCAAGACUCGCCAAACGUAACAAUUUGAGAAAGAAUUCACCAACAAGCAGGAGCCUCAGCAUGUCUGUGGCACCAGCUGACCGAACUCGAUCUUCAAGUCACAAUUUCAGUGCGUCAGCACCAGACAUGUCUUCUGUCGAUAAAAUCUCCCAUAACUUGAAGAAGGAUUCACAAUCGCCAUCACAACCGUCGUCGGGAACAGAUAAGUCUCGCAGCACACUUGCUGCCGCAUUCUGUUCUGAUCCGUUGGAGAAGACUGCAAAGCCGAAUGAAUUCUUUUCGGACUCACAGCCGGAACCCGUUUCGCAAUUUGGGUCGCCGCAAUAUCAAAAUGCUGACUUCACAAGUGACAAGUCGAAUGCGUGGAACUCCGUUCGUUCUCCUACGAGCACCCUCUGCGGCCCUGGAAGUGACAGCCUUUCAACCCCCUCGUCCUGCUCGAGCAAAACUAGUCUCAAGUCUCCUACCACGGUGAGCCUCUCCUCAAUCAUGCUUUCGGGCGAGACGCCCGAACCCUGGUCUAACAGGGAUCACGCCAGCCCUACAUCAAGGCAUUCUUCCAUUCGGCAGUUAGAAUAUCAAGAGUCUUCCUGUUCGGGUUCUGUUGGAGGCCGCGAAGAAGUCGAAAUUAGCCACGGUGGAACAUUGCUCAAUCUGAGUAGGAUUGUGAGCCGGAGGUCAUCGAGCUCUAAACCUCUAGUCAGCCCAAAUAGUGGGAGAGAUGUAUCAAUUUCCCGCUCUGUAGAUAGCAAUGGGUAUUCUUCUUACGGAGAGGACCAUCUUGACAGUCAAGACAGCGGUUUCUCUUUGCCACCACCUUUCAAACCUGAGGAACAGAGUGAGCCCCCUACACGGCUUCCGUAUAAGAUGCCUUCUACCCCUGCUCAGGAUGUAGCAGUAAAGACCGAGUGCGCCUCAGCAGCGAGAGCUGCUCCAGAUUUAUCCAAUUGCCUCGGAUUUCCCAUAUUUCGUUCUAAGGGUGCUAGAUCUGGAUUACUGUCGACGCAAUGUCUCUGGGUGGAAAAUCCCUCCUGGGAUCUUCCGAAUGAACCAUCAAGUUCCACGGAAGAUGGAUUCAGAUCGCCAGCAUAUAAGGCCACUCUGGAGCUUUUAUCGCCCCCACCCAAUCUGUUGUUGAAGAAGAGCAGAUCUCGAAGUCUAAAGCUCUGGAGUUUGAACUCGCGACCACGCCACCAGCACUUCUUUGAGGCAAUCUGUAGCUCACUGAAGCAGUCACUUAAUAUGUAUACAAUGGGCAGCGCAACGAAGGGACAAUCCAUUGUUCACCGCGACGAAUUCGCAAAGAGACACCAAUCGAUCAAGUAGGGAGAUCUUUUUCGAUGAAUCGGUUGUGAACAUAUGACCGAUGUUAACUUCUCUCGUCGACUGAACAUAGUGCACUUCGCUCAGCUUGACCCGACUUCCCCAAGUCUUUUUUUCCAGCGCAGCGAAUAUGAACGACUGCUUUUGCCCGCGAAGGUGACUUCAUCGACAGCUACAAAAAUCCGCACACACGCUUGAGAUUUCUCCAGCGACGCUCUGAAGUCCCUAAGCCGACAACCAAAUCGCGGGCAUUGCCUCGGCAAUCCACCCCAAGUUGUCAUCGCUUCAACCCACUGGUACUCUUCGACGGGAAUCUAGAUCGAUAUUGUAAGAUUUUUAUCAAAUGUAACCUUUGACACCGCCUCGAACUUAGCUGCGAACAUCAAGUAUUGUAACAUACACCAGACAGUAGCUACAUAUAACAAUAUGAUGUAGUGCCGUCUUUUAACUUGGAGACCUGGACGAUGUUUCUCUAAGUAUGUACGAUAACUUACAACUCAGCCUCCGAGAGAAUCAGCAGACGGACACUCAUCCAUGUCGGUAGCAACCUGGUGAUUCACCUUGUGUACAAUCUACUUCUCUAACUCGAAAUGAGAUGAAAUGAUCUUCUAUCUGCGAAGCUGUUACUUCUCUUCUGUAAUAGAAUUGCUGUGAGGAAUCUAAUAGCAAGAGCUUAAGUAAAUUCGAUCUCGACAAA